Molecule: messenger RNA, 885 nt
Organism: Phytomonas sp. EM1
Lineage: Eukaryota; Euglenozoa; Kinetoplastea; Trypanosomatida; Trypanosomatidae
Source: the annotation of a GenBank genome assembly
AUGCAAAAUUGUGUUCCUUAUUAUACCUUGGAAAAUGAUGGGUCUAAGACUCCACCAAAGUCCACAUCGGGGAUGAAUUCUAAUAAUGAACACAAACAUGAGAGCAGGUUGACUGCAAUGAUGGCAACAUUGGGGGUAAAAGCUGAAUCAAAGACGACUUCGAAAGAGGACCCAAAACGUGUUUCACUUGAGCGACGAUGGAAGAAAACUUUGGCUGAAGAAGUACGCCUCAAUGAACUGGAAAGACGCUUGGACGAGGCUGAGCAACAAAAUCACGGGCUAGAGCACGAGCCGAAUUUUCCUCGAAGGUUCUUAUUCAUAAGGCCUCUAGUGUACUACAGUUUGGAUAUGGUUCCUGAGUCACGAAGAAGAUUUGUUUCUAUUGCGUACUGGAAUUGGAUUGCACUCAUUAUUUUAUUAGUUGUGAACGCUGUUGUUUGCAUUGCUGUUCCAUAUGCACCUUUGAAACAUGACAAAACUAAUGAUAUCGAUAAGACAUGGAACAUAUUUUUUGCGUUGGCGUCCCUUUUUGGUAUCCCGUUAAGCUUUUUUGUCUGGUUCUGGCCUGUUUAUCGAUCUUGUUCAACAGGUGAUCCCUCGAAGUAUCAUAUGGCAUUUUUUGGACUUUUUAUUGCAUUGGUUCAAGCGCUUAUUGGCUUUUUUGGUCCUCUGAGUCUUGGCAUGGGUGGCAUUUUUCUAUCUGUUAACAUCUCUCAAACGCGUUCUCAAUUAUAUGUAAUACCUGUAAUUAUCGUACUCUUUCUGUGGUUUUUUGAAUCUAUAGUGCUUUGCUUUAUUGCGUUUAAGCUUUUUAUCUUUUACCGCAAGGAUUUACAUGCGCGGAGGAUAGUACGUCGGCAAGUUGCGAACGUUGUUGGGUUAUAG